AUGCGUUUCUCCAACACCUCAGAGUCAGAAGGAGUGCCUCUGUCCGUGGACUUCCAGCACUCGCAGGACUAUUUCGUGUUUAUUUUUCAGAUUCUGUUCGCUGUCAGCACAGUUCUAGUGGCGGGGUCUGUAGUCAUUAGUAUCCUGGCCACGAGAGCGCUGCGCCUCCAGAACCGCUUCAUUUUCAUGUUCAACACCAGCGUGUGCGACACUCUCGUGGGUGUGUCCGUGUUCUACUUAGGCCUGUUCGAUGUGCAUGAAGGAUACCCGUCCCGGAAUGGAACACCACAUUUCCUCCCGUCUCUUUUAGGGGUCAAUAUGUUGACUUUUAUGUUUGCGCAGUUUGAUCGUUAUUGCGCAGUGUGCCAUCCGUUCGUGUACACGCGCUUCAUUACGCGCAGGUUCAUUAUAUGUGUGAACUUCUACAGCUGGAUUCACAUCUUCACACAGACCACUAUUCUGUAUAUGUUGCCACUUUCAAAAGCUGUUCAGUUGUACACGAUCAGCAUCAUCUCGCUGCAGAUUAUUGUGCUCACAAAGUGGGCCAUGACUAUUAAACUUUAUUUUGUGGCAAAGUUUCAGGUGGAAAGAGAUCCGCCGGGUCAGAAAAGAGAAAGCAACAGAGAAUCCCUUAGAAUGAUUGUUUUUGUGGUAAUAAGCUUCUUAGUGCUGUGGUCCCCGUCCUUUAUCAACAUCACCCUCAGGUGGUUGGCAGAAGGCGUCACUUUUAGAAAUGAAGGCCACAAAUCCUUCUUUGCCAUCGUGGCUCGUUUAAGCGCCAUCGUCACUCCAGGGGUGUAUCUGUGGGGCAGCCAGACUCUGAGGCAGGCUCUGGUUGCGAGUGGUGUGGGGCAGACUGGCCCACACUGCAGGCACAGAAAUAAAACCAAAGCACUCACUGUAAAUAUAAACCGCAUUAACCUGCAGCGUUAA
This is a messenger RNA of Periophthalmus magnuspinnatus, 933 nucleotides long. RefSeq names its product melatonin receptor type 1C-like. Gene Ontology annotation, biological process: G protein-coupled receptor signaling pathway. Gene Ontology annotation, molecular function: G protein-coupled receptor activity. Gene Ontology annotation, cellular component: membrane. NCBI's taxonomy places the organism in Eukaryota, Metazoa, Chordata, Actinopteri, Gobiiformes, Gobiidae. The record is from RefSeq and is a predicted model, not a curated record.